This is a messenger RNA of Nerophis ophidion (straightnose pipefish), 1996 nucleotides long. Its product is annotated as sia-alpha-2,3-Gal-beta-1,4-GlcNAc-R:alpha 2,8-sialyltransferase-like. Gene Ontology annotation, biological process: N-glycan processing; oligosaccharide metabolic process. The record is from RefSeq and is a predicted model, not a curated record. Gene Ontology annotation, molecular function: alpha-N-acetylneuraminate alpha-2,8-sialyltransferase activity. Lineage: Eukaryota; Metazoa; Chordata; Actinopteri; Syngnathiformes; Syngnathidae. The coding region runs from base 313 to 1455 and encodes 380 amino acids. The transcript is spliced from 4 exons.
ACGUGUUGACGCACACUCGGGCUGCAUCUCCUUGAUGAAGCGUGGAGGAGGAGGAGGAGAGCGCAGAGAGGAGCAGCCGUGCGGGAAUCAGCGCCGUCCGAGCUCCAUCACAACCGCCCUCACCCUCACCCUCCACGCCCGCGACACCGUCGCCGUCAUGCCUCAGACCGCCGCCGAGACGCUCCUCCGCGACCCCCGUAGUUGAUUAAUGCGCGGGAGAAGAGGCCGACGAGCAGCGCAGCCUCGGCCGACGAUGACAGCGUUAAGGCGGGCGACGACGACCGAGUGAAGCCCCCCUCCCCCCCCUGCAAGAUGGUCCGCGUGGCGCGGGCCCUGGGUCUCUUCAUCCUGUGCGUGGCGGUGCUCAUCCUGUCCCUCAUCAGCUAUGUGUCCCUCCGCAAGGACAGCCUCUUCGGCUCGCCCAAGUACAUGGGAGGACCCCGGAUUAUGUUCCACGCAGGCUUCCGAUCUCAGUUCGCCAUGAACUUCCUGGACCCCUCCUUCAUCCCGCUGACCACCGCCCUCAACGAGGAGCUGCAGGGAAAGCCGUCCAAAUGGAAGUUCAACAAGACUGCCUUUUUCCAGCAGAGGAAAGAUAUUUUCAACUUCAUCGACAUUCCCAAAAACUUCUCACUGACCAAGAACAGCGUGCGAGUGGGCCAGCUGAUGCACUUUGACUACUCCAGCCACAAGUACGUCUUCUCCAUCAGCAACAACUUCAAGUCCCUGCUGCCUGACGCCUCCCCCAUCCUGAACAAGCACUACAGCACGUGCGCCGUGGUGGGCAAUAGUGGCAUCCUGACGGGAAGCCACUGCGGCUCCGAGAUCGACCGGGCCGACUUUGUGUUCCGCUGCAACUUCGCCCCCACAGAGGUCUAUGCCAAGGACGUGGGCAGGAAGACCAACCUGACCACCUUCAACCCCAGUAUUCUGGAAAGGUAUUACAACAACCUGCUGACCAUCCAGGACAGGAACAACUUCUUCCUGCACCUGAAAAAGCUGGAGGGGGCCAUCCUGUGGAUCCCGGCAUUCUUCCUGCAUACCUCGGCCACGGUGACCCGGACCUUGGUGGACUUCUUUGUGGAGCACAAGGGCCAGCUGAAGGUGGAGCUGGCUUGGCCCGGAAACAUCAUGCAUGACGUCAACAAGUACUGGAAGACAAAGAACCUCUCUCCCAAACGCCUCAGCACGGGCAUCCUCAUGUACACGCUGGCGUCGGCCAUGUGCGACGAGAUCCACCUGUACGGCUUCUGGCCCUUCGGCUGGGACCCCAACACGGGCAACGAGCUGCCCUACCACUACUACGACAAGAAAGGGACCAAGUUCACCACCAAGUGGCAGGAGACCCACCAGCUGCCCAGCGAGUUCAAGCUGCUCUACCGCAUGCACCGCGACGGCGUCACCAGACUCAGCCUGACGCACUGCACGCAGACGGGAGGCGACCGCCAUGCAUGACGCGGGGCGAGGUUCACUACGCUCACAUUCCACACCACGGAAUUUCACGCUGCCUCCAUUACUCUCCUUCGCAUGGCUGCUGGCUUGGACUGGAACCAAUCCAAAAAAAAAAAAAAAAAAAAAAACGUAAACGCAGUGGAACCUCUAAAGUGGGAACCAGAACAUUACUGAGUGAGGAUUUUGACCAUUUUUGGGGGGGAUUUUCGCACAUUUCUUCAAAGAAAAAGUAACGGAAACAGAAUUAAAAAUCUGUAUUAACUGUGGCAAUUACUGACCAGAUGUCAACAUUUUAAGUGUAAAAAGAAGUUAAAACCUGAAAGUAAAAUGUGUUUUUAAGGCGGGCCUGAAGAAGAAGGAUGAUAAAUGUUUUCCAUUGAUAUAAAUCCACUGUAGAAACAACAACAGCAGAUGUUACCAUAAAAUAACUGGCAGCCCACUGGCCAGAAUUUUACAGUAAAAAUAACAGCAGUACUGUUUUUCAAUUUACAGUCAUGCACCGUAAAAACAAAAACAAUAGAUUUUUACAGUAAAAAAGCUCAGU